This is a messenger RNA of Trichomycterus rosablanca, 4998 nucleotides long. RefSeq names its product ring finger protein 34a (gene rnf34a). Lineage: Eukaryota; Metazoa; Chordata; Actinopteri; Siluriformes; Trichomycteridae. Gene Ontology annotation, molecular function: ubiquitin protein ligase activity. Gene Ontology annotation, biological process: protein K48-linked ubiquitination; proteasome-mediated ubiquitin-dependent protein catabolic process; negative regulation of extrinsic apoptotic signaling pathway via death domain receptors. Gene Ontology annotation, cellular component: cytoplasm; plasma membrane. Bases 85 to 1137 code for a protein of 350 amino acids. The transcript has 8 exons. The record is from RefSeq and is a predicted model, not a curated record.
AGAAAGCUCAACUGAUGUGUGAUGGCUAGAUAUGUCGGUGUAAUUCUUUAUUUAGCCUAAUUAUUUCACCUAUCUGGAGCUGCUAUGAAGGCGGGGGCAUCGUGUGUGUGGGCAUCGUGCUGUGGUUUGCUGAACGAGGUGAUGGGCACAGGGGCGGUCAGAGGACAGCAGCCGGGGUUCGGAGGGGCCGGGCCGUUCCGCUUCGCUCCAUCUGCUGGAUACUCCACGUACCCACCCAACGGCACGCCGACGCUGAGCUGCCAGGCGUGUGGAGAGAGCUUCUCCGUAUUCAGGAGACGGCACCUGUGCUGUGAAUGCAAGAGGCACUUCUGCUCGCUGUGCUCGGUGCUGCAGGAGAACCUGAGAAUCUGUUCCACCUGCAACCUGCUGAAGGGAACGGCGUUCCAGCGGCCGCGCCUCAUGAACCUGCGCGUGAAAGACCUGCGGCGCUACCUCACGCUGCGUAACAUCAACACCGACGCGUGCAGGGAGAAGGAGGACCUGGUAGAUUUGGUGCUGUGUCACCAAGGCGUGGAGAGUGAGGAUGAUCCGGACACGCCCACUUUACCUACACGCCCGCUUUUCCCUGAACCUGCCACUGACCCCGCCCCUCUACUCUUUCCUGCACACGGAGAGCCAAUCAGCAGGAGUAACAGCUCAGCAUCCACCACUCAGCUUGUGGACUCCAUGUCACUUGUGAACCUCGAGUCAUCAGAAGAAACCCCUGAGGCGGUGAGGAGGGCGGGCCGAGCGUCUCUCUCAGACCUGUCGAGUGUGGAUGACGUGGAGCAGCUGACGGUCCGACAGCUGAAGGAAAUUCUGGCUAGAAACUUUGUGAACUUUUCGGGUUGCUGUGAGAAAUGGGAGCUGGUGGACAGAGUGAGGAGGCUGUACCGCGAGAACGAGGACAACCGCAAGUCCAUGGAGAACGUGAGCACUGCCGUCUGCGCAGAUGGCAAAAGGACGCAGCUGGCGAGCGACGAGAACCUCUGCAGGAUCUGCAUGGACGCGGCGAUCGACUGCGUGCUUCUGGAGUGUGGGCACAUGGUCACCUGCACCAAAUGUGGCAAGAGGAUGAGCGAGUGUCCCAUCUGCAGGCAGUACGUGAUCAGGGCCGUCCACGUCUUCAGAUCAUAGCGCUCAUCGUGCACGCUCAUCACAGAUACAGGCCAAAUAAAACACACACGCUUCUGAUCGACUGGCUGACGCCGUGUCCACGCUGGAGAUCGUCCUCACUCUCACUCCUACACUGUACGGCCAAAAGUAUGUGGACACCUGUUCUUACAGGGUCAAAUAUUUAGCAAAGGCUUUUUACCAUAUUUUGGAGUGUAUCUAUGGGAAUUAGUGCCUUCCCCAAACUGUUGCCACUUAUUCUAAUCUGCUUAUCCAAUUAGGGUCGCGGGGGGGGUGCUGGAGCCUAUCCCAGCUUUUCAAUGGGCGCAAGGCACACAGUAACACCCUGGACGGGACGCCAGUCCAUCGCAGGGCAGACAUACACAUACACACACACACACACACACCCUGCAUGUUUUUAGACUGUGGGGGUGAAACCGGAGCUCCCGGAGGAAACCCCACACAGACACGGGGAGAACAUGCAAACUCCGCACAGAAGGGACCCGAACCGGGAUCGAACCCAGGACCUCCUUGCUGCGAGGCGACAGUGCCACCCACUUAUCCGCCGUGCCGCCCAUCAUUUAACAUGGUAACCUGCCCCCGUGUGUGUUGUGUGGGAACAGUUUGGGGAAGGCCCCCUUCCUAUUCAGGUGCAGCUGUGGCCCUGUGCACAGACGUGCAGUGGGCUGCACAGAACCCCAAUCUCAACCCUCCUGUUAUGUUUACGGGUCAGAUUGACCCGUCUUAAUGUUUCAAAAUCUUAAAAGAUAUACUGUAGUUAAAAGUAUUUUUUGGUAUGAAACCUUUAGGAUGAAUUGGAACGCUGAUUGUGAGCCAGGCCUUCUCGUCCUACAUCCGUCUGUUCUUACAGAUGCUUUUGUCCUUUCUGGAUGGGCACAAAUUCCUACAGAUGCACUCCAUAAUACUGUGGAGAUCCUGUUCCUGAGCAUUGAAGGCUGAGGAAAUUCCAUAUUAGUGGCUAUGUGGUUUGGAAUGCGGUGUCCAAUAGGGUCAGGAUCAGGUGUCCACAUAUUUUUGGCCAUACAGUGUAGGAGUGAGGGUUCUGUGGGUUCGGUAUCAGAUCUUUUGGCUGUAUAGUGGGCCAGUGGCCUGCACAGAACCAUGGACUGUUCAUAAAUCAUCACGUUCCCAUCGUGAUGAACAUGUUCAGGUCUGAAGGUCUCAUCACGCUCGUACGUAGGUUCGAACCCCGGACUCCGCGGACGCUCCGUCACGCCAGCGCGCGUUACGCAAGCAUUCCACGUGGAACUACACCGACCAGCAGCUCGCCCGCUGUCGGACCUCCACUCGCUCCACUCACACCCGGCUGCGGAGUCGGUACGGACUCCUCCUCACUACUCAGGACGGAUUAUUCCAGAUGUUCUUCUUCCUCACUGCAUGUGUGUGUGUGCAUCUCCUGCUUUCGGUUACAGUUUGAUUCCCAUGGAACCGCACAAGUGAGUCUGUAGUCAUGUGACGCACCUACCACACAGAUGAACGUCGUGGGUAUACAGUUACUGACUGUAGUUCAUCUGCUGUACCUGUGCCUCAUGUAUGAGUGGGUGGUGGAGCAGCACUCGGCACCGCACUCUCACCGACACGGUAAUUAUGGGUUCUGUGUAUGCACGAGUGCAUUAGGUGCAACUGUGUUGUUGGGAUUUUAAAACGCCUCACUGUUGAUGUUGGAGUAUGAAGCUCCAGCCAAAAAUAUAAAGCCAGUGUCCACUAAUUAAAGGGCAGCUGUAGCCUAGUGGUUGAGGUACUGGUCCAGUAAUCAGAAGGUUGCCGGUUCAAGCCUCACCACUGCCAGGUUGCCACUGUUGGGCCCUUGAGAAAGGCCCUCAUUUGCUUAAAAUUGUAUACUGUCACAACUGUAAGUCGCUUUGGAUAAAAGCGUCUACUAAGUGCCAAAAAUGUAAAUGUAAAGAUCCCAACAACACUGCUGCAUCUGCUACACACACCAGUGUCUGAUCAGUGAGGGGUCCAAUGGGAGUCCCUUUCGAUUAAUAAACUGGGAACUAAUAGGCUACAGUGAGUAAUUGUAUACCCACAAAGGUCAUCUGCAUGGUAGGUGUGUCUCGAGCAGCUGAGGCGCUGCUUCAGCCGGUGAGAUGAAGGGCUGCGUCUCAAACCACAUACUAUGCACUACAAAGUGUGCUCGAUAUCGUGACCUUCCCACUGUCGAAGUCGGUGAGCUCUUGUCCUCCGUGUGUGAUAGUAUUCGGGAUACAUCCUGCGAUGCUCCUCAGACUUCAUUCUGGUCAGGGCCGCGGUGAAUCCAGCGCCAUUGAGAAACGCUGGGUUCUCAUUGCAUGGCAACUUACACUGACAUUCACUUGUUUACCCACACCCAGGGAUCCGUUAGAGCAUCAAAUCCACCUUCUGCAUGGGCUGUGGAGACUAUUUAGCACCACCUGCUGUUCGAAAUGAAGAAUUAGGUCGUGAGUCCCGGCUAAUAUAGUAGUAUUGGAACUGUUUCUGGGUCAAAAAUAUAUAGACACCAAUUAUAAUGUGAUUAAAACUUGUAUCAUGGCCUCCUAAUCCCUCGUCAAUGAUAAUGAUCGGCUACGGCUGCUGACUUCUCUGUGUCCAUAUGAGCAUGGAACAAGCAAAACUACAUGGAACGGUGGUCUCCUCGCCAAGGUGUCCAAAUGAUCAGGUGAAUCGAACAUGAGUCAGGCUGUCCACAGUCACACGAGCUUUACCUCACCAUGCGUUCAGAGACCGCUGUUCCAUGCAUGUUUGUGUACUUUGUAAUGGGCGCGGUUGAACUACCAUUAUUUAUAUGGACACAGAGAAGUCAGCCAAUCACAGAUGUAGCCCAUCAGUUAUGAGGAACCAAAAGCCAUGACGCAAACUCACUCACUGUCUUAAACGCUUAUCCAAUCAGGGUCGCGGGGGGGGUGCACACACACACACACACACACACACACACACACACACACACACACACACAUUCACCUAUAGGGCAAUUCAGUGUCUCCAGUUAACCUGGCUGCAUGUUUGUGGACUGUGGGAGGAAACCGGACCUCCCGGAGGAAACCCACACAGACACGAGGAGAACAUGCAAACCCCACACAGAAAGGACCCGGACCGCCCCACCCGGGGAUCGAACCCAGGACCUUCUCGCUGUGAGGCGACAGUGCCGCCCACUUAGCCACCGGGCCGCCCCAUGAUGAUCUAAGAUACCUUAUAAAGGUCUGUGGUGAGACAGUGAGCACCCUGGACCAAGAGGUUAUGAGUUUAAAUCCCAGCACUGUCAGAACGUGAUGCAGAUCAAGGUUUCUCAGCUCUAGUUGUGCUUCCAAACAUCCAGACCUAGCUCGAGUUCAUCAUUGAACUCUCCUAGAUCGAGCUGCAGCAGGUGUGUUGGGAGUCGAGUCUAGUUUAUUUAUGUAGCACUUUUAAGAGACAAGAACUUUCCAGUCUUGUGGUGCUCCUCCGUCAGUGUGGGUGUCGUGAAUGUCGGGAGAAAGGUAGCAAUGCUUUCACGUUGGUCCUGAACAUCUAACAUACUUCCGUACCAUCCAUCCCACAGUCUCGUAUGUCUUGGGAAUCAAACGGUCUUACUGACGGGCGCUCGGGUUCCUGGACGAGACCAUGUUAAGAACCUUUUAUUUCCUGACGAGAGCAGAACAUCACCAGCCCACCUGUAUGUGAGUUUAAUUGAUGUAAAGAAAUGAAGGGUGUACAGUGUCUCCCAAAAUGUUGUUUCAUUAUCGCGUGUUUGCUCACUCAGAUACGUUUAUUUUUUAUCGGGAAAUAGAUUUAACCAACUCUUAGUCACUAAUGAACCGACAGAUGAGACUCUAGAUGCAACUUCGUACUCGGUCUUGUGGUUAAAUAAUUAAAUAAAGAAAUAAAUAAAAGAAACGUUUUCAUCUC